UCCUAUGAGAUUGGAGAACCAGUUUAUCCAGUUACAUUACAGGACAUUCUUGACAUCAUAACUACAGACACAGUGAUACUAAAGAUUGAUAUAGAAGGGCAUGAGUGUAGGGCACUAAUUCCAUACUUGACAAACAAAAAUAAGUCUCAGUAUAUCCCAUAUGUGAUGAUGGAAUGGAUUCAUGUCUCCUGGAACACAGAUGGAUACUGCCCUAAUGUUCAUGUUCUAAUUCAGGCAUUUCAAGAUGCUGGAUAUUAUCCUGUUGGGUUGAAUCUUAGGAAAGUUAGCAUCGCAGAUGAAAAAUCUUGGCUCAAUGUUCUUUGGGUUCACAAUAAGGCAGCUAAACAGUUUUAAUGACACUCCUAUAAGCAGUUGGACCCUUUUAAAUGUGAAAAAGGGAAGAUGAUUAUCGAAAAACCUUUUGCGCAUUAAAUGUUAUCAAGCAAACAGAUUUACCAGUAAAUAUCUAAUAAACUAAGUGAAAUGGGACUGUGUACCCUGUAAAUUUUCUUUGUUUAUGUUUAUUGCCUUUUACAAAGUUGAAUGGGUCUAUGUUUUGAAGACUUUGUUUUUUUUGAUGUGUUACUUUCUGUAAAAUAUGUUUUAGUGAUUUGUGCAGUUCUUAGAAUCCAAUAUUUAUUCCAGUUGAUGUAAUAAAAUAUACAAUCAAAAAACA
Eurytemora carolleeae is the source of this 676-nucleotide messenger RNA. RefSeq lists its product as uncharacterized. NCBI's taxonomy places the organism in Eukaryota, Metazoa, Arthropoda, Copepoda, Calanoida, Temoridae. The record is from RefSeq and is a predicted model, not a curated record.